Molecule: messenger RNA, 1022 nt
Organism: Balearica regulorum gibbericeps (East African grey crowned-crane)
Lineage: Eukaryota; Metazoa; Chordata; Aves; Gruiformes; Gruidae
Source: RefSeq, a predicted model, not a curated record
AUGCUUCGUUCCUUCAGUUACCUGACUGAUCACGUCGGCUUCUGUGGUACUAUCAAAAACUCACCGAGUGACUUCGUAGUGACAGAAAUCGAGGUGCCUGAACACUUGCUUAGGGAUACCCGGGCUGAAUCGCUUCAGAAAACCACCGAAGCCCCCAAAAAGCUGAGAACGGAGCCUCCUGGUCAGUGCGCCGAGGGCUGUGGUGGUGAUGUGCCCAGUCUUUCGGAGCAUGACCCACGCUGCGCAGGAGACGACUGUUCUGCAUCCCCUAACAAAAAACAGCGUGAGGGUGAACCUGAACUGAACUCUUGCCUCGAGGAAGCCAGUAUAUUGGAUUCCUUACUAGGCAAACCCAUGAGUGAACUGCUUAAUAAAUUUGCUUGUGAUCUGAAGGAUUCAUGGGACUUGGAAAAUAGUGCCGGUUCUAGCACUGGGGAGUUCCUGCUUGGACCUAUACUGGACAAGAAAACUCGAGCUGAUUUACACAGUGCUAUUAGGCAGAAAUUCCCCUUUCUAGUCACUGUUACAAAAGACAAUGAAAUGAUUGUAAAAGGAAAUGCUGAUUACAAAGAACUUUGUCAGUUAGUGACUGAAAAGGAAACAAGUGAUUUCUUUAAAUUUUUAGAUGCAAAGCUAGAAAAUGCUACAUUUUCUUUCGAGCCUGAUGGAAACAAAGAGCACAGAAAAGUAGUUCACCACUUUAUCAAUAGAAAAUUUGGAAAACUUUUAGAAACAAAAUCUUUUACUGUGACAGAUGUCAAUGAUCAGCCAAAUAUGUCAAUAACGGUACGAUUUCGAGAAAAAAGUUGGUCCAGAAAAAGGUCUGCUGAUGGUUUCCAGGAAAAACAAGAUCUUUAUACAGCUUUCACCCUUCAGAAAGAAAAUCUAGAAACCCUAGAAGCAAUCAGCUUCUUGGCUGCUGAACUUGGCGUUCUUCCUUCAGACUUCAGUUACACUGGCAUCAAAGAUAAGAAGGCUAUUACUUACCAAGCUAUGGUUGUGAAGAAGGUGACUCCUGAGAG